ACACUGAAGGCUUCUCGGGCACCGUACAUUCGCGGAAGUUGUCAAAACAUUAUUUAGUAGAAAGGAUGGGAGAAUCAUCUAAAUAAAAGUACAGGAAAAUUGUGUUUUCGUUAAUUCCUAUCAUUCCUCUUUAGUCCAGGCCUUUCAACAUGGACGAUGAAUGGGAAGAGGAGGAGCAGCUUGUUGUGGUGGAGAUCUCUGGUAUAAUCAACAAUGACUUCCUGUCCAAGUGUCGGGGCACAUGCAAGAUACUGGAUAUUGACAGCGAGAAGCCCAUGAUGCAGGUUGGACAAUAUGUGUUUGCAGGGGAAUAUGAAGACGCUUUGGGAACUUGUGUGCUGUUUGAGGAGGGACCACAGAAAGGAAAAGCAGACAGUGGGCCAGAACUCAAGUACAUGUGCCACACCGUAAAGAAACUGAUGAUGCAACGAAUCUUCCUCACUGAGAAGAAAGGGGGUGAAACCAGCACAGGAAGUGGUGAUAGUGGUGAACAGUCAAAUCAAGAAGAAAAUACCAACCAACAGGGAGAGACAGAAGAAGAUAUGCACAACACAGAUUUGGAAGACUCUGCAGACGGCUGAGAAAUAUAUGCUUUAUUAGGCUAUAUGAUGACCUGCCUGUACAAGCACCAGCAUUUGAGAGGCUGUGAGGGACUCCGUGUCUGAAACAUACAAUUCAAAGAUUGGAUUUAUACAGUUCAGCAAUAAUAAGAAAUGUCAGUAUUACUGUCUUGCACAAUCUGUCACAAUCCUUUGCCAGAAACAUAUAAUGCCUCUUCUUCACUGAGCAUCGCAAAUCUGUGAAUUUAAUAUUUGAUAUAUAACAUCAUUGUGGCUAAAUGACACCUAAAAGGAAAAAAGGCUUUUACAAAUUGUCAUGUAAAUCCAUUCAGAUCCACAUAGGAGGGUUCCUGGGAAGGGCAGUUACAGAAAUGUGGUGAGAGCCCUCAGUUUAGCAGCAGGAAGUCCUGUCAUUGUGCUUCUCAUAUACCAUCAUUUUGUGUUUCAACUGAUCAUGAUGAAUAUUUAACCAGCAGAGGGAGAGAAAUCUGCUUGAGCUGCAAGGUUAUAGUAGAGAUGUGCUCAUUGGAGAAUGAGCCAUUUAUACAUUUAAAGAAGUGAGAAGAGUGCAUGACUUGAAAAUAUGAAGUCCCUAUUUUUCUGUUUUGUGAUUAAGUGGGUUUAUCGGCACUACUAUGACUAUUGAUUUACAGUGUUAAAGCCAAAAGAAAUAAAGGCUUUUAAUUUGCUCAUUAAAUGAAUUGGGCUCACUGAAAACUUACCAUCUUUAUUUUUUGAGUGUAGGUCAUAUUGUGCUUUUUUUGUUUUUGUGGGGAUUUUGUAUUUGGUUACAUAGCAAUGCCUGUUGAUCAGGCAAAGUUGCUUUUAGAUUUUUAUUAACUGUAAAUCAGUAAAAUAAAUGAAUAAUUUCUACUGCA
Molecule: messenger RNA, 1438 nt
Organism: Siniperca chuatsi (mandarin fish)
Lineage: Eukaryota; Metazoa; Chordata; Actinopteri; Centrarchiformes; Sinipercidae
Gene: gtf3c6
Product: general transcription factor IIIC, polypeptide 6, alpha
Exons: 6
Coding region: 150-581 (143 amino acids)
Biological process (GO): transcription by RNA polymerase III
Cellular component (GO): transcription factor TFIIIC complex
Source: RefSeq, a predicted model, not a curated record